UUCGGUGCACAAACGCGUUAUUGCGGAUGGUGUCGGGCUGUUGGGAUUUUAUCUGAAGAAACGGAAUUUACAUCAGAUUAUUUAUGUCUAACCAGGAGGCAUGGAGCGCCCAGCAUGUAUUUUGGAGGAGUUGAAGCAGUUUGUCGUAAGCGAAGCUCCGCCCACAGCGUAUUGUGUUCCAGAUUUCAUAUCUGAGGAUGAGGAGUCGUAUCUCCUCCAGCAGGUCUACAGGUCUCCAAAGACUAAGUGGACUCAGUUGUCUGGCCGGAGGCUCCAGAACUGGGGAGGGUUACCACACCCCAAAGGCAUGCUGGGAGAGCGGCUUCCCGAUUGGCUCCAGACGUACUGUGAGAAGAUUUCGUCUCUGGGCGCGUUCAGUGGGAAAACGGCCAAUCACGUGCUGGUGAAUGAGUAUAAACCAGGAGAGGGGAUCAUGCCCCACGAGGAUGGGCCGCUGUACCACCCCACCGUCACCACCAUCAGCCUGGGCUCUCACACCCUGCUGGACUUCUAUACGCCGCUCAGCAGCACUGAGGGCGCCGCACCGCAGACAGCGGAGAGCCGCUUCCUGUUCUCGCUUCUGGUGAGGCCACGAAGCCUUCUCAUCUUGCAGGAUGAAAUGUACCAGCGCCUCCUUCACGGCAUCCAGGGGCGCGAGCAGGACACGCUGACCGAGAAGGUGGUGAACCUGUCUGCCGCCGGGGCGCAACCGGGUGAGGAGCUGAACCGAGGCACCAGGGACGAUACCGGGAAAUCAGAGCCGCCGAUGAAGCGCUGGAAAAGCUCGCCGUGUGAUGUCGACUCCUGGGUCGCCCUUCCAGUCCUGUCAGAUGAGCAGUCGCAGGAUGUCGAGCUGGUGGAGGUGUACGCUGCGCCCAUCCUCGACAAGAAGGAGACGUCUCGGCUCGUCAGGGAAUUGAACAGCCUCUGCCCGCUGAGCAGCCUUCAGCACGUCAAGAGGGUGCGGCCGUGCAGGGAGAGACCCCACCCCCUGGAAGUCCUUGUGUGCCUCGUCAGUGAUGUGCCACAAAUGCAGGUGGUUAGCAUUGACUCUCUGCUGCCCUCAGGUGGAGUAAAUUGCAACGGGUUGGGCGAGCCUUUUGUGGUUAAGGUUCCCGCUCGUGCCCCUUUGACCCGACCCCAGUUUGAGUUAGCGAGCCAACACUGGCCCACGUCCUUUCACGAGGACAAGCAGGUGACAGUCGCCCUGAGAGGAGAGCUCUUCUGCCGCCAUCAGAAGGAAAGGAUACACGCCUACAUGGCGUCCGCUGUGACUGCAGCCAGAGAAGGAUGCGUGGCGGGGAUGGAGGCCAUCGGGGCUGUGGUGGUCGACCCAAAGACGGAGAGGAUCAUUGCAGUCGGCCACGACUGCAGACGCAAGCACCCUCUUCAUCACGCUGUCAUGGUCGUCAUCGACCUUGUAGCUCGGAGUCAGGGCGGUGGGUUUUAUGGUUUUGACAGUUACCCCGCCUGCAGGUUUACUUCAGCGAGCUCAGUUCAAACGGAGGCCCAGACAGAGAACGGCACUCAGCCGUACAUUUGCACUGGGUACGACCUUUACGUGACGAGGGAACCUUGUGUGAUGUGUGCCAUGGCCCUCGUUCACUCUCGGAUCGGUAGGGUUUUCUACGGAGUCACUUCAGCUGACGGGGCGUUAGGGUCAAAGUUCAAAAUCCACACUCAGAAAGAUCUGAACCAUCGAUUCGAGGUGUACAGAGGAGUUCUAAGCAGGGAGUGUGAGGAUCUUCACAGCACAGAUGACCACAUCAAAAAGGACAGAGGAGAAUGAAGCCAACUGUUUAUUACACCUUGGAAAUGAAUUUAAAACUCAGACAUGAAAGAGAAGCCAGCUACAUUUUCUCUAAUGGCCUGCAGGGGGCAGCGACUCGUCGGACUCUGUAAGACUUCUGAUCUUGUAGAAGUCUAUGAGAAGACAGCCAUGUCUCCCUUUGGUUUUUGGCCUCCGAAAACAUGUUCCUGAUGAGUUAAAUCAAACAUUCAGUCCAGUUAAAUUAUGAUCAUGACUGGAGUCAGAAAUGAGGAUUAAUUAGGACAUGCUCGUUAUAUAAAUACCUGUUAAUCACAAGUCUGUAAAAUGUUGUUGCAAAGCUUGUUUUAUUUUUUAAGCUGAGAUAAACUUCAACAUCUACUGAGUUCAUUAUGCUUUUGUAUCAGAGAUCCAGUGAGAAUUUUUUUCAUUUUUUUAUCCAAACCCAGAUAAGCAACUUCUGUAUUUGUCUCCAUCUAGUGGUCAAUUAGAUUUACUGCAAAGCGGUUCAAUCCUUUCCCUUCAAAGCAUAUCAGAACAUCAGCUCUGCUUUCGCCUGGAAGCUUCUUCCCACAGCUGCCCACACUGAGAGAGCUCUAGAGAUUUUAUUAUGCCACAAAACCACUACCUACAGCAGUUAUUUAAAUUGAAACACCCAAUGCAGCUCUUUAGAGAUCAAGAUGUGGAUGUUAGAUUUUCCUCAAUUCUCCCUCAAAAUUUAAUCAUACAUGUAUUUAAAAAGCAGGAAAGACCUCAUAAGGAAACACAAUAAAGGCUAAAAGAAACAAAAUUCAACAGCUAAAUGUAUUUUUUUUUUAAAAACAAAAAUGGUAAACAAUGCCCCCUGGUGGUUGAAUAUUUAGCUACAUUUUGCAGAAAGUGGUUACUGAAAGUACCUUUAAUGUGUCUGAGCCGGAGUGGAAACGUAUAGAGAGAGGAUGUACAUAUACCUACAGCCAAUUAACCCUCAAAUGGAUGUCUUUGGACUGUGGGAGGUGCACUACAGAUUUAUGACAUUGAUCAGUAAUUGAAUCAUUGAGUCAAAACUUAGGUUAAACCAGUGUGCUGAUUUAUUUACCAACUUAUUAUGACGUGGAAUGCUUUCAUACACAAAAUGAGCUGAUAUUCUUCCUACAAAUACAAAAUACAAAACAGAAAUCCUGAAAACUGAGUGACCUUAUUCUACAUCCUCGCUGGUGUUUCCGGCCUCCAUUGUGGCGACAUCAGCUUCAGUGUCUUUUUCGGGCUCUGGCUGCUCUGAAGGUUCGGGCUGAGAUUCCUCCAUUGGCUCCUCUACUGGUUCUGGUUCAGGUAUCGGGGUCUCAGCCUCCGACUCCACCUGGAGAAAAUCAAAAGCAUUAAACAACUACCUACAAAUGGCAUGCAGGGCCCUAAGAGUCCAGCCACAGCAAAGAAACGUCGCUGUCACAGUUAUUAAAGACAUGAGAAUAAAUUGUGACAGUGCCAGAGUGUCUUUUUCUGGAUUAGUACUGGAUUGGAUUUUAUCUUAGCUAAUGCUGUGAUUUUAGCUUUUCCUUUGCAAACUUUAGCUCAUGGAAAUGUGGUAUUCCACAGGGUUCAACUGUAGGACCACUACAGUUUAACAGAAGUGUGUUACUGAAACUAUCCCGAUGAUACUCAACUGUAUACUUCAAUGUAACUUGAUUAUUUAAGCCCUGCUGACACACUUUCAGAAUAUAUACAGGAUGUUAUUAACUUUCUACGUUCAAACUUUUAGAACUAAAUUUUAUGACUUUCCAGAGCUGGAGUUGUAAGUUACAGCUGGUAUUCCUGUUUAGCCUUUUCAGUGGUCUACUUCCUGUUCUAGUUAUUAUUUUACCAGAUUUUUGCUUUUUUAAUGAAUUUUAUGUUUUAUAUGUAUGUUUUAUUUUAUU
Neolamprologus brichardi is the source of this 3663-nucleotide messenger RNA. Lineage: Eukaryota; Metazoa; Chordata; Actinopteri; Cichliformes; Cichlidae. The record is from RefSeq and is a predicted model, not a curated record.